AUGAGGGUUCCAAAUUUUCUGCUCGCCGCCUUGUCGGCAACAACAGCUGUAUCGGCCGCAGCGCCAAAGCGGCCGUACUUUUACAAAGGCCAUGAUCUGUCAUCGCUGAAGAUUCUUGAAGAGGGCGGCGCCGUAUACAAGGACACUGCUCGAGGCAAUGCAACCAGGCCAGCAGAGGAUAUCCUUGGAGAUGGUGGCAUGAAUACCGUUCGGUUACGGCUCUGGGUGGACCCAACAGUGCCAUUCGAUGGAGGAUACUACCAAUCCUACGAUCUCGAAUACGUCCUAUCAAUCGCCAAGCGUUUCCACAAAAAGGGCUACAAAAUCUACCUCGACUACCAUUUCUCCGACUACUGGGCAGACCCACAGAAGCAAUGGCAACCUGUCGCUUGGCCAACAACUCUCAAGCCUCUCGCAAAGACACUCCGUGGCUACGUCUCUGAGAGUCUCCAAGCUUUCCACAAAGCUGGCGUCGAUUUGGCAUUGGUCAGUCUUGGCAACGAAAUCCGCAAUGGUAUGAUCUGGCCUUUGGGCAGAGUGAGUGUGACUGUCGAGCCUGAAUCUGCUCGUAUUGCCAAUUUCACUGGCCUUGCGACACUUUACAAAGCUGCGCGAAAUGGCGUCGAUGAUGCUGUUAAAGCUGGACUGCGGAAGCCACAAGUCAUGAUUCAUAUCGACAAUGGCUACGAUCUUUCGCUACAGCAACGCUGGUUUGGUGCUCUUGUGGGUACUGGCAUUGUCAAGACUUCAGACUGGGAUAUCUUCGGGUUCAGUAUCUAUCCCUUCUAUGGCACUUCUGCGACCUUGGCAAACUUGAAGACAACUGUGAACUGGGUCGCCAAUAAGUAUAAGAAGCCCAUUCAAGUCGUGGAAACGGACUGGCCAGCGAUUUGUACAGGAGAAGGCGUACCGACGCUCAGCGAGCCUAGCAUUCCUGCUAGUGUUGAAGGCCAGCUCGAGUGGGUUGGGAAGGUCAUUGAUGUCGUCAAGGAGAUCCCGAGAGGUCUCGGGCAGGGUGUUCAUUACUGGGAGCCUGCGUGGUUGAACAAUACUGGUCUUGGCAGUGCCUGUCAGGAUGCCAUCUUGUUCGAUGCUGAUUGGAGCACGUUCCCGAACGUGACGGCGUAUAGCAGAGAGAGCGUCAAUAUGUUCAAAGGGGUGUAAAGAUUCGAGAGACAGGUAUGCUGCAGAAACUCACUGCGAUUGCCCAUCAGUCUAGCUAGGUAUAUUGUGCAACAUGAGAUCCCGCAAAAGAA
This is a messenger RNA of Cercospora beticola, 1256 nucleotides long. RefSeq lists its product as uncharacterized. Gene Ontology annotation, molecular function: glucosidase activity. The record is from RefSeq and is a predicted model, not a curated record. Lineage: Eukaryota; Fungi; Ascomycota; Dothideomycetes; Mycosphaerellales; Mycosphaerellaceae. Gene Ontology annotation, biological process: pectin catabolic process.